UUUCAAUUGGACCAGCGAGGAUAGCUACCUCGGCCUCGAGGAGCACCUAAUCUAUUCUGGGAGUUCGGAGCCUUCCCGCCCAGGUAAAACGAUGCGGAAAUCGCGUUCUAGGGUUGCAGUCACGCUCAUGGAUUCUCCUGAGGGCCGUCAGGUCGCCGCCACCCCGUCAGUAUCAUCUCCCACAGUCGAAGACUCCCCAUUUUUCAAUUUCCUAAGCACUCUUUCUCCUAUAAAGUCAGUCAAGUCCGCACAUUUGGCACAUAGGUUUUCAGAGGCUAAUUUUCCUCCCCCACAACCAGUGUUUACUUCACCCCGUAUGGAUCAGCCGCGUGAAGCAAGUUCUCUGGAAAGUAGGAAGGUAGUUGCAGCAAGUUCAGAUGUUUGUGGACAAUGUGAUUUUCACUUUAAUAAUGCAGGGUUGGUUCCUUGCUCUGAGAGAGGAAUCCAGCCAGUUAGUUCUUCAUGGAAAGUCAAUGAGUAUCUGGCUGAUGCUGUACAGGUUGAUAGCAUGAAAUGUUCCGAGUUAAAUUUGAAACCAGCUAAUGACGCCCCUCACAUGUUACAAAGUGUCCAGAGGAAUGAUGAAAGAUGUUCUGGGUUCACAUAUUAUGAUUCUAAAAAAUUCAAGGUUGAAACUGAUAUGCUUUUGGGCCCUGCUGUGGAACAACACUACGGCCAAUUUGUGUCUCAGAACUCAGGCAUUCGACAAGAUGAAUGGGUUUGUAUGUCUGAACCAUCCCUUGAAUCGUCGCUGCUUGUUGGAACAUCUGAAAAUUCUUAUAGGAGUUCAAGAUCAGCUUCAAAAGGACUUACUGAGGUGUUUGGUCAUCAACAACGUGGUACACGUAGGCAUCUUCAAUUUGAGGCAGUUCAAAGCCACAGUCCUUGUAACCAAAUGGAUUAUACAGCCAAUCUGAGGUUACCAGCUAGGCAUACAAACAUGGAGAGUCUGUUAUUGUCCUACAGGCAACCUAGAGAAUGCAGCAGCAGUCUGCUCUCGGUGAACCAUUCCAAUGCCAUGACUUCCCAGUCUUCUCUUUGCCCAGCUAAAACACUAGAGGCUUGUUCUGAAAUGCUUAGACAUGUUCUAAACGAUGGAAAUUCUUCCACAUCAGCUCCUAUGACAUCUGGUAUUGGUUUGCAUUUAAAUAGCAUUGGCAAAACUGUCUCAAUGGGUUCCAAUGCUAUUAAGCCAUCUGCUAGUAUACCAGAGAAGGUAGAAAGCCAUAAUUUAAUAAAUGAGUCAAACAGUAAUUCAACUUCAGAUUCAGUAACUACAUCUAGCAAGAUUUUAGAUCACACAGACAACUACUGCCAGGAAAGUCAAGCUGUAGCUGCAGUUAAGUCUGUCGUGGAACCUUUGAACUCAUCGUUGGAUAUAAAACUUAUCAAGCAGCAGACAACUAUUCGUGACAAUAAUAUGACUGCUUCAGAAGGUCCUCACAGAAUUGAAGUGUUGAAUCAAAGAAGCCCAAAGGAAAAGAGGAAGCGGGCAACGUACAGUAAUGAGAGUGGAGGCUGCAAGCGCUGUACUUGCAAGCGGUCUAAAUGCUUGAAACUUUAUUGUGAGUGCUUUGCAGUAGGAAUCUAUUGUGCAGAUUCUUGUGCGUGUCAAAGCUGCUUUAACAGGCCGGAAUAUGAAGACAAGGUUCUUGAUACACGGCAACAAAUUGGAUCGCGCAAUCCACUUGCAUUCGUUCCAAAAAUUGAAGAAGGUAAUGGGAUGACCCCUUCCUCAGCCAGGCACAAGAGAGGAUGCAAUUGCAAAAAGUCAAAGUGUCUGAAAAAAUAUUGUGAAUGCUAUCAGGCUCGAGUUAGGUGCUCGGAUGGUUGCCGGUGUGAAGGUUGUAAAAAUUCCUUUGGAGCGAAAGCAGAAACAGCAUAUGGGAAUGUCUCUUCUGAAGAGAGGCUGGAUACGAUGGAUGCUGGAACCAUUCUCGCAGAUGAAUUCAAAUUGCCGUUUCUUGGCAAUGGAGGUCAGGAGAUGAUUUCUUACGACCAUGGUUUAGAUUGCUGCACGGUGAGGUUGGAGGAUCAAUUCUCGCCAACAUGGGAAGGACUUGCUGACAUAAACAUAAACUAUCUCACCCCACUCUCAUACCCACAGUUAGCAACAGCGUCUUUGGUUUCAGCGAAUCCGGUGGAUUGCGCCAGAGUUUCACAAGAUCGAUUUAAUGAGGGAAGCUGCCAUCAAUCACCAGGUGGCUCCUUCCAUUGGCAUGCUUCUUCCACUAAUUUGACGAGAAAUCCUCCAAAGUUAAUCUAAAGAGGGCCGUUGCACGCCAUAUUCGUUGCCCUAAAUGGCUUUUUCAUAAACAUAGAUAACUUCCUCAUUCUCCAUAUUUACACAUUAAGGCUCAUACAUUUGAAAUAAAGUGGUUGAGUGGUUGAUAUA
Molecule: messenger RNA, 2395 nt
Organism: Malania oleifera
Lineage: Eukaryota; Viridiplantae; Streptophyta; Magnoliopsida; Santalales; Ximeniaceae
Product: protein tesmin/TSO1-like CXC 4
Exons: 13
Coding region: 92-2266 (724 amino acids)
Molecular function (GO): DNA-binding transcription factor activity
Source: RefSeq, a predicted model, not a curated record